AUGCCUCCACGAUCGUCCUUGACAUCGUCCUUCUCUGUUUCGGAUGCCAACAAUGAGGUUGUGUGUCCAUUGCGCAAUCAAGAUGGCUCCAGCUGUCGCAAACGUUGCCUCGGUGAAAAGCGAUAUCGAUCAAUGCAAGAGCAUAUACGAAGAGCGCAUCCCGAACACUACAUAUCGAAGCUCCCUGCGACCGAAGAGAGCUUUCAACUUAUGAUUAAUACCCCUCCAUCUGAGCGACCUCCUCCACCAACAAGCUCCAAUCUUGCUCCACAUGGUCUGCAGAACUCUCACGACGUCUGCGACAGUGCUAACAAUCAUCAAGGCUAUGGCAAUGACCGACACAGUUACUAUGGCGAAGACUCGAGUACUCCUAAUACGCCGAGGAACCUGGACGAUUAUACGUCGAAUUCCAUGCUGCCAGCCGCUAGCGCCGCGGCAGCAGCACUCGCACAGCUACACAAUCACAAACUUGAGCCAGACUGGGAGUCCGAAAAUGAUUGGAUGUCGGACACUGAAGCACACAAGCAAGCUAUGCGAUCCUCCAUAGAGCUACCUCCCCUGCAUUCCAACAAUAUCGAACCUACAAGUGAUCCAUUUUCGCAUCUCAAUCCCCACCGACGUAGAGAGCUUCUUCCAUCCAUACUUUCUACUUCUCCUCCCGGUCGUUCAUCUACUCUUCCUCCAAUUCAAAGAAAUCCUAGCACGAACCGUCCGAGGAAACAAUCUGUUUCAAAACGAGCUCGAGAACCCCAACACAAACGACAGAAGUCUCGAGGAGAAAACGCACAUUUAAGAAGAAUGAGUUAUGAUCGCAAAGCUUAUUCAGCUGAACCUUCCAGUGGACUGUCAGCUGCAUAUGGCAAACGAUGGGAAGAUCUGAUCGAUGCCGCAACUUCCGCAACAGAGGAUGUCGACGAAGAUAGAACACCGGUUCCUCCAUCGCCAAUAUCAGUCAACCGUGCUUCUCUACCACCGUUCGCCCCAUCCCACUUUCAAGGAUAUCAAGCUUCACCUCUACAACAAGCACUCACCCCACCAUCCAACCUUCCCGACGCACCAGAACCGUUCCCUUCAGUUGAAAGUGGUGAGAGUGGAGACAAUUUCCAUAUCGAAUCCCGCGGUCUUUCCGACUCUUCACCAAGCUUCUCAUCCCAAAGCAUCCAGAUCUACUGCGCUGCAUGUCAAGGCAUUUCAUUACUCAAAGAAUCCUACGCUUGCACCGAGUGCAUUUGUGGGAUCUGCCAAGCGUGCGUAGACGUGCUUAUGGCAGAGCAAGGUGCGAGAAGAAAAUGUCCUCGAUGUGCCACCAUUGGUGGUAGAUUCAAACCAUUCCAAUUGGACAUUAGAUGA
Molecule: messenger RNA, 1350 nt
Organism: Mollisia scopiformis
Lineage: Eukaryota; Fungi; Ascomycota; Leotiomycetes; Helotiales; Mollisiaceae
Exons: 4
Coding region: 1-1350 (449 amino acids)
Source: RefSeq, a predicted model, not a curated record